This is a messenger RNA of Candida albicans SC5314, 1065 nucleotides long. RefSeq lists its product as uncharacterized. The transcript has a single exon. Bases 1 to 1065 code for a protein of 354 amino acids. Lineage: Eukaryota; Fungi; Ascomycota; Pichiomycetes; Serinales; Debaryomycetaceae. The record is from RefSeq and is a predicted model, not a curated record.
AUGUUCUGCGGAUACGGCAACCCAUGGGAAAUGAUUGUAGACUCUAAGGAAACUACUGGCCGUUUCUCAAAUAGUGCUUGUCUAACUUCUUGUGAUAUACGUAAAAGUGAUCGUUUCAUCGUUGAUAAAGAAGACCACCGAAAAAAUAAUCACCAAAAAAAUUUUUUCUUCACCAUGACUUUCUUGGACACCACACCCAGCUACGAAUUGGUACAUUACCUCUCCUUACAUGCCAACCCCAACCUUCCAGGGAGCACCCCCGAAAAUGUGCAACAAAUCAUGUCCAGCUUUGACUACCACCCGUAUAUUCCCCAAUUGAUACGCGACUUCAAGGCAUCGCUGAAAAAAGUCAAGCAGAAGAACUUGGUGGAGGAUCUUGGAGUGCUUUCCCAAGCAUGGUUUUUGAUAGACUAUGCGUACAGCCAGGAAAUAUGUAUACUCUCAAUGUUGUUGGUAGAAGACGUGCUUACCACCUACUCGGUAUCUGCCAAAAUCCAGGCGUUUAACUUGUUAUCCCACCUCCCAGAACUAAACCAACCGUUAAUUCCCCAACUAAGAUCUGCCGCAUCAAAGUGUCUUGUGCAUGUUCCGCCAAUAACUCCACUCGACGAGUCCCUCCGAUUACUUGCCCAGGCCUACGAGUGGGUGUACAAGCUCAACACCACCACCACCGACUUUAUCGAGACAGUUGCCACCAUCUUAUCUACAAUAAACACCCCCGCCAGGCCAUUUCUCCUACAACAACUAUCAAAGUACACCCGCCACCUAUCUACUGACGUGUUUAUCAGCACCUCAAAGAUCUUCUACGCCCUCAACCAGAUCCUAGUCAGUCUCGAUGCAACCCGCAACGAAAUUGUCACCGCCCUAACCAUCCAACAUGACAUUAUCAACCUCAACCACCCGUUCAUCGCCACCUAUGCGUACGACUUUAUCGGUGCCUGGUCAAUCCUACUGAAACACCACCCUGGAAAGUUCUCUGCUCAGUUGCAGCUUAACAUCUCCAGUCUACAGAAACUUGCAAACAACGACGAUAUCGAUAAACUAUGUACAUAUAUAAACACUUAA